AUGACCAUCCGUCAGAUCGUCGACAGCGAGAGCCAGGCGGGCUUCUUCUCCAGCAAGGAUGACCUGAUGCAGCUGGAGGCUUUCGCCUUCGCCGAUAACCGCGAGGCCUUCCUGCAGGAGACCACCUUCAGCUCUCCGCGGGUGAAGACCUUCCUGACGCUGCUGUACAAGCUCCAGGAUGUGUCCCAGCCGCUGGAUCUGCCGGCCAUCAGUGCGGAACUGGAGAAGUUCUCGCGCAAUGGAUCGCACGAGCACAGCCAGCUGCUUGAUUCCAUCUUCAAGCUGCGCCUCGGCUCUUCGCUCCUGGUCAAUGGCGUCGGGCCGACCUUCUCCUCGGAGGCGGUGGCCGACUUCCAGAAGCAAUUUCUGCAGUUCCUGCAGAAGUUCUUCAACAUCCCCGAUGUGUCGGCCCAGCCGGUGCCCUUCUCCGAGAAGAGCAGUGCCGCUGCCGGCGCGAGCGCCCACCCGACCCUGCUGAACAACAACAUCAUCGACCCGGUGAAGACCGUCGAGGCCCUCCUGUCGGAGAAUGGCUAUGACUACACCUCCCUCAGCCCCCAGGCACUGGCCCUCGUCAACCCGGACACCGUCAAGAGCGACAACUUGGCCAACUUCAUCCAUGCUCUGUCGCCCGUUGACCCGCGCCUGCCGAAGCUCAUCGUUCGUGCCGCCAGCUCCGGCAUGGACUUCAGCGAUCGCGUCGAGCUUCUGCCCACCAGCAGCAUCGAGUACAUCAUCUCCAAGGUGUCCUCCAACAAGGCCUCCAAUCUUCGCCUGUACCCCAUCCUCCUCCAUCGCCGCUACCUCGAGUCAGCCUACUCGCGCGCCCCCACCGAGGAGAACCUGCACGAGUAUCUGAAGACCCACAUGAAGUGGGUGCAGAAGAGCUCCUUGCCGGCGUCCUUCAUGUCCCGCUGGAUGGAGGCCUUCCUGGAUGUGGAUCGCACGCUGCGCACGCGCGAGGCCAUGGCCGCCGGGCAGACCGGCCCGGUCAAGCUGGAUCUGGCCAACUUCGAGCGCUACUGGACCCUCCAUCCGUAUUCCCUGCGCCGCUUCAUGUCCGGCAUCACCAUCAAGGAGCCCAACUACCAGUUCCUUGUGUCGGACAAUGAUGGGGCAGUGCCCCCGGUGGCCGACCUGCCCGGAAUGGUGGAGGCCUACUUCGAGAGCUACUUCCUGCAGAAGGGCAUGACCGACACCAUCACCUCCUCCUUCACGCCGUCCGACAUCCAUCCGCUCUUUGCGCGGAUCAUGCUGCAGAAUGGCGGUACUGUGGCCCUCCCCGCCACUCCGGCCAAUGAGGCCAAGUGGAUUGCCUCGCUGCCGGAUUACGAGUACCGGUCCCUGGUCGAGAGCUCCGAGCUGACCUUCGCCUCGGCGGCCAAUCGCUCCUUCUUCCGCGCUGGCCAGCCGGUGUCCCUGAGCCUGCACGUGAAGAAUAUCCCCCUCCUCCGGAUCAAGGCCUUCCGCCUGAACAUCGAGGCGUACUUCAACAAGCACGGCCGCGCUCCCAACCCCACCGACCUGAAUCUGGAUGGUCUGGAUGGCUUCGCCCACGAGGAGACGCACUCCUACGAGGCCGUGCCGCCCGUCCGUCGCCAGCUUCUGACCUACUCCUUCCCGCAGCUGACGCAGCCGGGCGAGUAUAUCAUUGAGUUCAUCGGCCGCGGUACCAGCAGCCGCGCGCACAUCCGCAUCGAGUCGCUGACGCUCAUGGAGAAGCUGGUCCCCAAGGGCCAUCUCCUGUGCCUGCUCGACAGCGACGGGGCCAUUGUCAAGCCCACGCGCGAGGCCCCGGUGUCGGUGAAGUUCGCCGGGGUCACCUAUCGGGCGGCCUCCUCCGGUGACAUUCUCAUCCCCUUCGGUCGCGAUGGGUCCCACUCGCAGGCCCUGGCUCAUUCCGAAUCCCACGGAGGCGGUGGCAGCGGCGCUCGGCGCGGGGGUGAUGGGCUCGAUGCCAACAUCCCCUCGUCCUGGCCCGACAGCCGGGAGCGCCCGGUCAUCGCGUCGGAGCUGCCGCUGCUCCAGCGGGGCGACCACUUCCAGGUGGCUGCCAGCUCCUUCACUCGGCUGGCCGAGAACUACGAGCUGUCCAUCGCCUGUUUGCUGCCGCGCGAGUCCCUCAUGCCGCACACCAUGGCCAGCUUGGUAGUCCGGCCGGUGGUGCGCGUCGGCGGGUGCCAGGUCCCGGUCCCGCUGGACUUCUUCCGGGCCCCGGUUCCCGGGGUGGCUGCCUCCGCCGGGCCGCUGGUCCUCGGUCGUCUGGUCAUCUGCGCCCAGACGGCCGAUGGCAACCGCAUCACCACGCAAUACUCUCGCGUGCGGCUGUCCUCCACCGCCGACCUGGUUCGCCAGUUCCGCGUCCCGCCGAAUCUCAUCUCCGUGGACGUGCGCCUGGUGGUGGAGCUCCGCGCCCUGUGCGCUGUCGGCUCCGAGGAGCCCAUCCGCCUGGCGGCCUCCCAGAGCAUCGAGGUGUCUUCCAGCCUGUCGCAGCAGGCCCCGAUCGACUUCUUCCUCCUGCCCCCGAGCCAGCUGGCCCCGGCGGCCGAUGUCUUUGCCAAGACAUCCGACAUGCCGACGCUGUGCAGCUCUUCGGGCGAUGCCCCGGCUCCGACCCCGCGCGCGGAUCACCCCGCGCGCCGGUCCAUUGUCAACCCCACCAACAUCCUGACCAAUGCCCUGGGCAAGCUGAAGACCUCGCUCGGUGGUUCGGCCUCCUCGGCCGGCUCGGCCUCGGUGGCCUCGGUGGCGUCGGUCUCCUCGGUGGCCAGCCCGUCGCUGGGCAGCGCCAAUGCCUCUGGCAGUCUCUCGGAUGCCGACGUCUCCGAUGGCGGUGAUGACCUGCAGUGGAGCGCGGCCGCGCCGCUGCCCCACGUGGCGUCCGGCUAUCGGCUGGCCGUGCUCGGCCCGGCCGGCGAGGCCCUGCCCAAUGUCACCCUGAGCCUCUGGCUGACGACCACCUGGUGCCGGUACCGGGCCGACCUCCAGCCGUUCCACCGCGGCCGGCAUCAUGGCGAUGGCCAGGGCAGCGCCCAUGGCGUGUCCCAUGGGUCCUCCUUCCGGGUGGCCAUGACCCUGGUGACCGACGAGGCGGGCACCGUGGCCCUUGGCCCGCUGGCCGGUGUUCUGACGGUGGAGGUCCAUGCCCGUUGUUCCUGGGUCGAUGGUUACAUCAGCCGCACGUUCGCCCUGCCGGCUGCCCAGGAGAACCGCAUGUGGUCCACCUCCUCCAACACGGUGGUUGUGGCUCCGGACGAGGUGGUGGACAUUCCCAUCGGCUUUGCCGGCACCAGCCAGCCCCUGCACACGCCCAUGGUCAGCCUCUUCUCCACGAGCCUCUCGCACAGGGCCCUGCCCCUGGUCAACUGGUCGAAGGCCGUGCGUGUGGGGCUGCCCUCCUCGGCGGCCCUGCUCAGCCGGCCCAUGCAUGCGACCAUCGAUGCGCGUGGCCUGCCCCCGGGUCGGUACCAGCUGUUUGUGGAUGGCCAGCUGGCCCGGCCGGUGCUGGUGGCCCAGCGCCGCCUGACGGUCGGCGGCGCCCCGGCCAGUGCCGCCGGCACGGUCAGCACCACCGGCACCCCGGUCAGCAGCCAGCACUGGCUCGACUCGCACCUGGUCCUGGAGAAUGACUUGCUCUUCCAUCGCCGCGCCCCGCGUGACCUGGUUGUCCGCCAGUGCGAGCUGAUGCCCGAUGGCCAGUCCAUGCAGCUGCACCUGGGCAAUGUCACCCCUGCCACCCGGGUGCAUGUGGUCUUCUCGCAGCUGGCCAGCGAGCAUGCCUCCACCGAGCUGUCGACCACCCUGCCGGCGGUGCCGACCCACUCGAGCGACCAGCCGAGCUUCAAGCCGACCGGCUCCUUCGCCAGCAACCGGUCCCUCGGUGAUGAGACCGUGUAUGUCAUGUCCCGGCAGAAGCUCGGCUCGAGCCCGGCCCCGGGCAGCAUGCUGCGCAAGCCCCAUGCCCUGGUCAAUCCGGUCCCCCUGAAGGAGACCUCCACCAAGAAGGAUGAGGUCCGCGAUUCGUCCGCCUAUCGCGAGGAUGUGGUUGGCGUGGGCCGCCAGCUCCGGGAGAAGGCGGCCCGUGUGGCGGACGAUGUGCGCCUGCUCCAUGGGGACAAUGCCAACACCGGGGACUUCCUGUCGCUCGGGUUUGCCGGGCGCCAUGCGCACCCGGUCACCAACCUGAUCAGCCCGUCGCACCUGGCGCCGGCUUGUGACUUCCUGGCCCCGGUGGCCGUGACCCUGACCAAUUUGCGGCCGUGCCUGCGGUCCGGGCGCCUGGUGAUCCCGCUGCCGCCGGUGUCCAAUGGCGCCUGUCCGUGGACCGUGGCCGAGGUCCUGGCGGCCGACACCGAGUCCACGGCCUCCCUGCGUGUGGCCCUCCAGCAGGGGCCGCGGCCGGCGGCCGGGGGGGUCCCCUCGGCCGUGGCCGGCGGCCUGCCCGCCACCCCGGCCACCGGGUACCUCUUCUCGCGCGAUGUGCGCUUCUUCUCGUCCAUCCCCCGGGCUCCGGUGGCCCCGGGCCAGGAGGCCGAGGCCCACCUGGCCCCGGCCCUCGGGGACUUUGUCAUCGAUCGCAAGGUGUCGCUGUUGACCCCGGCCGCGCCGGCCAUCCAGGUGUCCACUUCGGCCCUGUCCAGCUAUCGGCUGCUGUCGACGCUGGAUUCGGUGGUGUCGCUGCUGCGGCAGUCCCGGUCGAACCUUCCCCCGGCGGCGGACGGCCUGCUGACGCGCAUGCUUGCCUGGCCGGCGCUGACCACCGCGCAGAAGCGCCACUGGCUGUCGAAGCAUGCCUCGCACGAGUUGCAUCUCUUCAUCUGGCGCCGGGAUCGUGUCUUCUUCGAGGAGCAUGUGCGCCCGCUGCUGGUGGCCAAGGUCCGGCACACCUUCAUCGAUCGCUGGCUGCUGGAUGAGUCGCUGGAAUUCUACACCAGCCCGGUGGCCAUGCAGUCGCUGAAUGUGUUUGAGCUGCUGCUGCUGGGCUUCGCCGAGUCUCCCGGGCACCAGGUGACCCCGGAGCAGCGCCUGGCGGCCCUUCGCCGGGUGGAGCUUCUGGCCCCGGAGACCGCCGACCCGACCCAGUGGACCGAGCACCACAAGAUGGUCCUCGACAGCUCGGAUGACAUUGAUGAUCUGCUGCAGGAGCUUCUCGGGAGCAGUGAGCUCGACACCAAGAAGUCCGACGCCGCGUCCAAGGACGAUGAGGCUGACAGUGAUGCCAGUGACUCGGACAAGUCCACCGACUCCGACUCCUUCGAGGAGGUGUCUUCCGACGAUGGGGACAGCGACGCCGAGGAGCUGAACCUGGAUGAGGAUGAGGAUGACGACUCGGCGGGCAAUCCCUUUGCCGUGUCUCGGUCUUCCUCCGGCCGUGGCGAUAUGCUGAUGGGCUUCGGGGGUGGGUUUAUGGCGGCCGGUGGCCCGCCGCCGCCGCCGCCCGCCGCCCGGUGCCCUGCCCCUGGCGCGGCGCCCCCACCGCCGGUGGCCUGCAUGGCCGGGCCCCCUCAGCCGCAGCUGAUGAUGGCUCGCAUGGCGGCCCCGAUGUCGCUGAUGUCCGUGGAUGCCGAGAUGAGCAGCAUGCCGACCCGGUCGCGCAGCGUCAAGUCCGCCGGGCUGAUGAGCAUGGCCGCGGCUCCGCUGCGCAUGGCCAAGAAGUCCAUGGCCGCCACGCGUGGCGGGGCCUUCGCCAAUGCCAUGCCCUCUUACGAUGAGAUGGCCGCCCUCAGCGACCAGAUGGAGGUCGACCAGGACCCGAGCUACGAGUCGCUGGAUGUCACCCGGCAGUAUGGCGAGAGUGAGUACUUCGCCUGUGGCUCCGGCUACUCGGAGUCGCUCAUCGGCCCGGGGAUCUUCUGGGCGGAUUACGCUCGCCAUGGCCGCCUGGAGGGCUUCCUCUCGGGGAACUUCCUCUUUGCCACGGGCAAUGUGAAUGAGCUGCUGCUGGUGCUCUUCGCGCUGGAUCUGCCCCUGGGCGCGGCGCUGCCGAGCGGCUCUGCCACCGCCGCCACCGCCGCCGCCACCCCGGUCAACAUCGCCGUCGAGGGUGCUCUGACGCACAUCUCCUCCUCCAGCCCGGUGAUUGCCUUCCACCUGGACCUGGUGGAGACGGGCCGGUCGCCGGCGGCCGAUGCGACGAUGGCCGGGGCCACCUCGGCGUCCACCGGCGGCACCACCUCCGCCACGGCUGCCGGCGGCGCCUCGCCCAUCUUCAUGGUGCAGCGCUUCAUCGACCCGACCGACAGCACCAUCCGCCUGCCGAAUGGCCUGUCCAUGGAUCGCACCGAGACCGGGCCCUUCAUUGUCGGCCGCAUCUAUCGGUGCUUCGUCAUCAUGAUCAACAUGACUUCCGCCUCGGUGGUGGUCAACCCGUACAUCGAGCUGCCGGACGGGUCGAUGCCCAUUUCUUCGCUGAUCUCCAACCUGCCGAUUACCCUGUACCCGUAUCAGGCUCACCGGACGGAGUUCACCUUCUACUUCCCCCGGGCCGGGCGCUUCGCCGUCUACCCGGCGCAUGUGUCCCUGUCGACGUCGUCCUCGGUGCCGCAGCUGCUGGGUGUGGCCCCGGCCGAGCCGCGCAUCCUGGAUGUCGUGGACAGCCUGCAGGAGCGCAAUGCCCGCCGUGCUGCCCUGGCCACCACGGCGGCCGGGUCCUCGGCCACCGGGGCCGCGGCGGCCCCGGCCUCCUGGGCCACCCUCUGCUCGGAUGCCAACACCCCGGCCGAGGAGAUCCUGGCGCACCUUCGCCGGGAGGAUGUCCGCGUGAACCAGCUGAACAUGGGUCUGGUGUUCUGGCGCCUGGGGCAGGAUAUCAACUUCUUCCGUGACUUUGUCGCGGCCCUGCGCGAUGCCGGGCACUUCGAUGCCAAUGUCUGGCGCUUUGCCCUGACGCACUUGCAGGCGGCCUGGAAGGCCAACCCCGGUGCCGGGGCCGCCGGCCGGGCCGCCGGGCAGCCGGCCUUCCUGGUGCAGUGUGUGCGCGAUCUGCUCGAGCAGUCGCACAUCAACCGGCGUCUGGUCAACAGCCUGCGUCUGGUGACCCUGGAGACGCCCAUCCUCCGCCACCGGCCGAUGGUGGACAUGCCGGGCUUCAGUGUCGAUGUGUAUGACUACUCGCCGCUGGUCAACCCGCGCAGCCAUCAGUUCGGCUCGGACCGCGAUGGGCCGGCGGCGCCGGUGGCCACGGCGGCCGAUGCUGUCGCCUCGCUGGCCGUGGCCGUGGCCCAGUCGGCCCCGACCGGCGCCACCACCGGCAAGCACUUCGGCGCCAAGCACAUCAACAUCCUGAAUGACAGCUUCCGCGGGCACUACCACCGGUUCAUCAGCUACCUGGCGGCGCUGAACCGCCGGCCGACGGUGGACGAGUGGCUGGUGGCCUGCUGCUACCCGAUCCUGCAGGAUCGCAUUGAGGCCGCGCGUGAUGUGCUCACCCGGUUCAUUGUGCCCACUUACCGGCCGGAGGCCCCGGGCAACAGCAUCCAGCUGGACUACCUGGUGGCGUACCUGGAUUUGCUGUCGCCCAUUUCCGAGGGCGACUCGGAUGGCACUCGUGCCCUGACCUUCCCGCUGGCCCGGCAGCUGGCCAACAAGCAUGCCGACUGCCCGGCCCUCGGCUGGCAGAAGCACUUCGCCGACAUCAGCCAGUAUCUGGACGAGGUGGAGCGCGACCAGCAGCUGGCCUCCGCCGCCAGCCCGGCGGCUUCCUCCACCAAGCAGGAGGGCGCCCCGGCGGUGGCGGUGGCCGAUGGUGGCGAGGGCCAGCCGUCGGAUGCCCCGGCGGUGGUGCAUACGGAGACCUCGCACUCGGGGGCCGAUGCGCGCAACAAGCGCAUGACCGCCGUGGUGGACGCCCAGCCGGUGUUCUCCUUUACGCUGGUCGUGGACAGCUACUCGCUGCGUGUGACCCAUCGCGGCUUGAAGGCCGUCCGGGUUCGCUACUUCCCCAUCAACACCGAGUUGAUGUUCAGCCAGGAGCCCUUCGCGGCCGAGCUGUCGGGGCAGGGCUCCGGCGGCAGCGGCGGGUCCCCAGGCGGCGAGUCCGACAACUCGCGCCCGACCAAGCGCUCCCGCGGCCCGUCGGACGCCGGCAGCAGCGACACCUUCGCCGCGCAGUUUGUCAUGCCGGCCCACGAGGAGAUCCUUCGCCUGGAUGGUGGCGCCGCCUCGCUGGCCGUGGUCAACACCUCGGUCCUGCCGCUGGCCGAGCGCUACCGGUCCAGCAACUUUGUCAUCGAGGUGGCGGCCAUGUAUGAGCCGGCUUCGACGGCGCCGCUGCUCCAGCGUGUGGCCUCUCUGCCCACCGAGACGGCCUUCUACUCCAGCUCUGUGGUGGCGGUCCAGCUGUCGGCCAACUAUGGCCAGCUCCUGGCCACCAACCAGGUCACCGGCCGUGCCCUGCGCGGGGCCUACUGCAAGGUGUACGCCAUGCCGGCCUCCGGCGGCGAGGGCGGCAAGGCCAAGUUCGUCAAGGACGGCUACACCGACCUGCGUGGCCGUUUCGACUAUGCCUCGGUCAGCACCAUGUCCAUCAAGGAGAUGAGCCGUCUGGCCAUCUUCGUGUCGGCCCCGGGCCUCGGCGCGCACAUCUCCCACUGCCUGCCGCCGCGCUCGUAA
Messenger RNA from Fonticula alba, 8610 nucleotides. RefSeq lists its product as hypothetical. The transcript has 4 exons. The record is from RefSeq and is a predicted model, not a curated record. The coding region runs from base 1 to 8610 and encodes 2869 amino acids. Lineage: Eukaryota; Rotosphaerida; Fonticulaceae.